AUUGUUUCAAUGAUUUAUAUGCUUCCUAUGUCAUCUUCUGUAUCCUCCUUCUGUCUGUGGUGAUACUGGUAAUAAGCAUCUUCAAUGCUGAGUUUUAUGCAGUUGUGCCUUCAAUACCAUGCUCUCGAUUAGCACUGAUAGGAAAAGUUAUUCACCCUCAGCAAGUGAUGCAUUCGGUUGCUCAUGCUGUCAUGGGAAUGCUGGUGUCUUGGUGCGCUGCAGUUAUGACAAAAGGGAGGUUCCAGUUCCUUGCUGUGCCCUGCACACCUUCAGAGAGCCUAGAUGAUGCUGUUCCUCAGAUGUGCCUGAAUGAGUAUCACCUCUUUUUUCUACUUUCUGGAGCUUUCAUGGGAUACAGUUAUAGUCUUUUGUAUCUUAUGAACAAUAUGAAUUAUUUGCCAUUUCCAAUCAUACAGCAAUACAAGUACUUACGUUUCAGGAGAUCUUUGCCUCUCCUCGUCAAGCACAGCUGCGCAGAAUCGCUGUAUUUUGUUAGAAACUUCUCUGUUGCCUAUUACUUUUUUGGUUAUAUCCCAAAGGUGUGGAUAAGUACCACAAUGGAUCUUCGUAUAGACAGUAAAUUGCAUCCCCUUGACUCCCUGACUGGCUUAUUGGAUCUCUCCUUGUUUUACCAUGCCUGGUUAUGUGGUGUAUUUCUUCUGAUUACCUGGUACAUUGCAUGGUUGCUCUUCAAAAUCUAUGCUACAGAGACACAUCAUUUUCCUAUCCAGCCAACUUUUGCUGAGGAGACAGACCAGUGCCUGCCUAAAAUCUUAAACAGCAACCCUCCCCUCAUUAUAAAGUUUUUAGCCUUACAAGACUUGAUGUUACUUUCCCAAUAUUCUCCUGUUCGACGACAGGAAGUCUUUAGCCUUAGUCAGCCAGGUGGGCACCCGCACAACUGGACUGCAAUAUCGAGGGAGUGCUUGAGUCUUCUGAGUGAUCUGACCCGGAGGCUGAUCGCACAGCAGGAAGCUGCAGCAGCAAAUGGGAGAGCAAAGCAGCCAGCAGGAGAGCUGAAAGUAUCUCCACAGACUCCAGGAGCUGUUGUGGCAGAAGACAUGUCUUUCCAGUCACAGAGGUCUAAUGUAAUUCCCAGAGCCUCCAUGUCUUCACUGGUUAAAUCGUCACUAAUGUCUUUAAAGACAUCGCCUGGGUCUGAUGUUAAUUCACCUUUCAGCUCACCUGCUGUAAAUUGCAAGAUGGGAAUUCUGGAUGUAAGCUCUCCAUGGCAUGGAUCAGUCCAAAGUCCUAAUGUUAGGAGAAGGGGACCAAAGCUAUGGACAUCAGGUUCAGAUCUGCAAAUGAAUGGUUCCCACCAUGAAUCCUUCCCAGUGCCCUCUGCUGCAAGAGUUGGCAGUGAGGCAGUACAGCCAAGCUUUAUUUACACAUGGCUUCAGAACAAGCAAGAACAGAUAAAAAACUUCUUGUCAAAGCAAGUGCUGAUAAUGUAUUUCUUCAGCAAGCACCCAGAAGCCUCCAUCCAAGCUGUCUUCUCUGAUGCCCAAAUGCACAUCUGGGCUUUGGAAG
This is a messenger RNA of Antrostomus carolinensis (chuck-will's-widow), 1530 nucleotides long. It is a transcript of the gene NDC1, whose product is annotated as NDC1 transmembrane nucleoporin. NCBI's taxonomy places the organism in Eukaryota, Metazoa, Chordata, Aves, Caprimulgiformes, Caprimulgidae. Gene Ontology annotation, biological process: nuclear pore organization. The transcript has 13 exons. Gene Ontology annotation, molecular function: protein-macromolecule adaptor activity. The annotation marks the transcript as partial. The record is from RefSeq and is a predicted model, not a curated record. Gene Ontology annotation, cellular component: nuclear pore transmembrane ring.